GCAACAAAGCAACCCGAGCUAGCUUCCCUGCCGGAAAGCCCGGGGUCUUCACAAUCUUUGCCAGCCUGCGUCUGCCUGCUUUUUCCAGCCAGCCCACUAGCGCAAGCCAGUCCUCGCUUGCUGCUGCCCGCCCCCUGGAAGGGUUUAGAGUGGGCACAUACAGCAGCCUAUACGCCACCUGGGCUCCCAUCUGUUAUAGACGCCAAGUGCACCCUGCACAUCUCCUGUGCACGUUCCGUGUGCGCUUUCCGCUCCUUCUGCUUGGUCUCGUGGACCUCGUCCUCCUGCCCUCUCUUCGACUACACCGCGAAGAAGCCGUGUUCGUGCACUCUUUUCCUGACAAUGAUACCAGCCCAAGGGCUCGCCCAACCGUUGUCGAACCUCACUCUCGAGUCUACCAUGGGGUACGACGAAUGAUAGCGGUCGCUAGCACCGGUUAUCCUGCGCUACAUUGAGUUGCCGCGAGGGCGACGGAACAAACAGAUUCAGACCCAGUGGCCGGCUACUUGGUCAACCCUCAGCACCCGUCACCUUGUUCGGCACGAUAGCUCAACUAAAAGCUGGUCAGCAAACAAUCGGCCUGACCAAGCAUCGUUGUGGCCCGCCUCGGCCAUGGAAUACGUCGCAGACGAGCAACCUUGCCCGUUUCAACCACCACUGGUGUUCCGCCGACGCGAGCGAGAGCGCAAGCAGCGCUGGAGAGCGAGAGUUCGGUUGUAGCAUCAUGUCUCCAGAUUCGCUCCACCGUCGCACGGCCAGCAGCGGCUCGUUUGCCAAUGAUGACUCGGUGACGGACGUGGAGAAUCCAUCGUGCUCAUCCUCCCCCGCUUCCGUGGAUGAGCCGAGGCUUGGCUCGCGUCUGGCUGCCUCCCGGAUCGCUGGCGUGAGCAGCCUGAUCAACAGAUUAAACAGGCAAAACCUUUGGCCCGAUACCCAAGACGACCACCCCGACUCCGUUUUGGUACAGGCUGCGGUACCCCAGUCGCCGUCGGACAUCAGCAUGUCCGACUUGGACACACAGGAGGAGAAGGACCAGCUCCCGAAUGCGCCAAUCCAUGCCGUGGGGGAGACUCCCGUCCAGGCUGCCGCCCCUGAGACACCCGAAUCGAUAUCCGACCUCCGAGGACUGACCAGGGAGCAGCACUUGAGGCAAAUACGCCGCAACGGACCCGCUGACAGAACCAAGAUGUUAUCUCUCCUUGAGGGCAUGAUGGUCAAAUCGGAUCAGUGUAAUGUGCGCAGACCGUCCAUCUCUAGAGGGGCAUCUGCGCCACGCCCGAUAGCCACGACAGGGCCACCAUCUGCCAGCACGGCGGUCGCUCCGAGCGCUGCUACCCCCUCCGCAUCGACCCCAAAAACAGUCGAAGCAUCAAAAGCAAUGCCGCGACCAUCUCGUCCGCCCCCGCUGCGCCCGGCCGAAGGAUGCGCCGACGUGAUCGAGGUGGACUCGGCUGAGGACGACGACGAGGACGCGUGGCAGAGCUGGCAGAAGGGGCGCGAGACGGCGGCGCUGCUGCGCGCCGCCAAGGCACCUGCGGGCAUACGCAAGAACGGCCUGGCGCGUAUGCACUACACGUCGCAGGAGGUGGCGCUGCGGUGCCCAAAUGUGGUCAUGAGCAAGCCACGCAUGCGCAAACGGAGGAAAGAGGCCGAGGAUCCCGCCAAGGCCAGCGGACGUGGAGGUCCUCCCAGUAUCUCGGCGGCACUGCCGACACCAUAGCCGCCGUCCCCUCGGUGCCCUCGGCCUCAAACGCUGCUUCUCACCCCCACGCGCCUACCACGACACCCUGAAGGCGGGUCCGGCGCUAGCAUUUCUUUCUAUCAGGCGUGUUUUUUGGCGCCACCAUACGUGUGAACAAGCUCACGCGCGCAAGUUCCAGUCCUUGCAGUGGUCUUUUUUCCUUCUCUCACUCUCCCUUCAUCGAUUUUAACAUCUGGGAGAUGGUAUAUACCCUUUUGCUUUUCGGAUACCUAUUACGUUGGUCUUCCACCCCGCACAACCACGGAUGCGGAUGUGGGAGAGAGCAUAUGCAUUGCGUCCAAGGGAGCGUUACAUGUCGACGGGAUCUGGAGUUUUCUUAAAUGUCUGCAUUAGCGGUAGGAUAGGCACACAGUACAUACCGGGCACAUAAAGGGAGUGUUUUCAUCUGCCUUUUCGUCCCUCUCAUCACACGUGCCGACGCGUGAGC
This is a messenger RNA of Gaeumannomyces tritici R3-111a-1, 2189 nucleotides long. RefSeq lists its product as hypothetical. The record is from RefSeq and is a predicted model, not a curated record. The transcript has a single exon. Bases 725 to 1720 code for a protein of 331 amino acids. NCBI's taxonomy places the organism in Eukaryota, Fungi, Ascomycota, Sordariomycetes, Magnaporthales, Magnaporthaceae.